Molecule: messenger RNA, 12903 nt
Organism: Gasterosteus aculeatus aculeatus (three-spined stickleback)
Lineage: Eukaryota; Metazoa; Chordata; Actinopteri; Perciformes; Gasterosteidae
Source: RefSeq, a predicted model, not a curated record
AAAAGAAAAAGGUGCCGUGAUUCAGCGCGCGCGGACGCUCGAACGCGCCUCCUGAUUUAUCGGCGCUCCUUUUGGAUUUUCUUAUUUCUCAUUCUAGCUCGUGCCGGUGCGUCGUCACCGUGACGUGGCAAACCAGCCUCGUUCACGCCACGAAAGCUCCCGGAUUUCUCUCGCUUGUAAUAAUCACAACAGUUCUGUCACCAAAAACACCUUCGGUGAUGUCGGGUUUCAUCGAGACGCAUCGCCUGACAGCUCUGAAUCGGACCUUUUCAGGCACAUUUAUUCAUCGUGUUGUCUGUAGAAUUUCAGAUAGUAGUGAAAAUACAUGUUUUAACUAACCGGAUAAAAAGCCUGUACACACUGUAAAAGUUGGCAUUUUAUUUUAUGCUGGUUUUUAUUUUAUUUUAUCCUGCUGGUUAGAGAUUUAUCCUCUUCCAGGUCAUGUCAUUUAAGAUCAACAGUCUGCAUCACUCACAUCACAAACUAAAUACUACCAGGUGUCAACAUCCAUCUCAACUCUCUUGAAUCCUCGUCUUUUUGGGUGAGUCCAACCCGGCGACAUCUGACACCCUGAGUGACGAGGCUCGUCUCGCCAUCGCCACGCCCACUUUUGUCUCCCGCUGCUUGUUUUUGCCUCAAUGAAUACGCUCAUUGAGGCAGACCUGAGCUAAAGCGGCGUCCGCAGCACGAGAUGCCGAGGUGUUUUUGGUCGCGGAUGAACUUUGAGCUCCGUCGCACGUCGACCUCCUCUUCUUCCGGAAAAUGGCAGGUUGUCCCCACGGCGGCCCCUUUUGGCCACGGCGCCGUCAUCCAACGCCAUUCCUCGGGCUUCAAAAGCGGCCCGUGUUUGCGUGCGUGCGCGCUCUCAGCUGGGCCGUAAUCUAACACUGCGAUUUAGGGACUACGGGAGUGCAGACGGUACGGUGUUAACAUACCUCGACAGGAUAAACACGGCGGCCCGCUCCCACACUUGGACUGCUGGUACACCUCCAAACCCGCCGGGGGCCUCCUGGAGGAUUGCGGGCGCGGUGGGGGGGGUCAGGUGUCGUGUUAUGUCGGUGUCGCCUGCCACAGUGCGUGAAUCCUCAAGGUCGCACUUUGCUCUUGAGAUAUUUGUCGAGCGUGUUUUUCUUUUUUUAAUUCAGCAUGGUAGUUCUAGAGCUCCGCGGCCUUCCUCUCCGGGCCGCCGGUGGAGUAAGAGGGCGUCGUCCUCGCGCACAGAGAUACACCAAACAGCGACCCGCCGCCAUCAGCUGCGGAGCGCCAAUCGAGGCCUUUGAGGAGGCGGAUGCCGCGAGAAGAACGCGUCUGAAAUGCGUCUUGGUCGGCUCGGGUGGACAUUGUUGUUUUCUGUAACUUCCCCACCGGGUCGGCGGGAAACACUUUUGUCGAUUUGAAAGCGCUUUGAAAUCGCUGCGUUGGAGGAGCGCCGCCGUCUCUUUGGACGAGAGGGCCCUUUGAUCAGCGCGCCGGGCGUUUGAUGCCGUCAGGCGAGCGGCGUCCUCUCUUGCGGUAUUUAUUCAGCGCUCCGCCGCAGACGCGGCGUUAAUGCAGCGUUGAACAAGCGAGCUUUGCAUGAUGUUAUGAGAACGACCUCCGUGGGGGGGGGGGGGGUCACCUCACCGUCGACCCUGAAGACGUUUCUUCUGUCUUUCCUCUUCUGUCUCUUCUGUUGCUGAAUGAUUCCUCCCAAGAAACCGAGAGCUUUUGUGUGAUAUUUGUCAGCUGGUCUGCUUCCCAAAUGACCACAGCUAGCCUUUGAAACGCCACCGCUGCCGCGGUUACCUGGUUACCUCUCUUCUGUUUUUGUGUGUGCGGUGAAUAUUUGAAUUGUUCCUUCUGCAAGUUGGCAGAUCGUCAGGAGGGAAGAAGUGGGUCCUGAGUGCUGUUAGCCGUGCUUGUGGUCAACAGUAGCUGCUAAUUGAUCCAUGACCACUGGUCAUUCACGCUACUUUCCCCUUCUGCCCAACAGCCUGAGGCCGCGUGUGUGUGUGUGUGUGUGUGUGUGUGUGUGUGUGUGUGUGUGUGUGUGUGUGAAAUGUGUUAUUACACUAUUAGCCUCUGAUAUGUUGAAAUGUAGGUCAAAGCUGUGUUCAUAGUGUGUGUGUGUGACUGUGUGUCUUUGUGUGUUCCAGCACCGUGUUACCAUGUGACCCAGUGGUUGUCAGAGAGACUUAGACAAGUGUGCAUCUUUCUCACACACAGAUACACACGCAGCGGACUUGUGUGUGUGUGUGUGUGUGUGUGUGCGUGUGUGUGUGUGUGUGUGUGUGUGUGUGUUUUGUCAGGCAGGUAGCAAUGAGCCAGUGUGGCAGUUAAACGUCAAAGGUGCAUCUAGUCUGCAGAUCGAAUCCAACUCUGCUUCAUAAUGUGGAACUCAACUCACCACAGCAGGCCGUCUUCUCUCUGCAGCAAACAAAGCCGUGGGGUCAGAGGUCAGAGUGCAGGUCGCUCGCAGGGAAAUGCUCCAGAACCCGGCAGCAGCAGUAACGUUUCUCACAAAAUCUUAUGGUCAUUUUUAUUUCAACCUUUUUAAUGACCAGAUGAAUUCUCAGAACUUAGUUUGAAGCUGGUUUUAGUAGGUUUUAUAUCCUUUGGGUUUUAUUACUGAGAUUUAAAUAUUAAACCCCUUUGGUUUAAAACACUUGUUGAAGGCUCAACUAUUGACCACGUGGCUGCUGCAUUAAACACAAAAUGAGUUAAAAAUGAAGUUAUUCUUCUUCUUCGUAUUUCAAAACAUGAAUACUGCAGUAUUCAUAAUCUCAAACAGAAAGAAGUAUGCCGGAUGUCAGCGUUGAGCAGGCUUUGCUUAUUCAUUUUAUUACUGCUUAUGUACUCGGUUAGACUCGCCCUGAUGUUAAAGCCACCGUCAGUAACUUUUCUCUGCCUCUUAAUAUAUCUUAAUAUUGUUGCGUCAGCAUGACCUUCUUAAGCAAACCAGAAGAUGCUCUAUUUCUACAUAUUUAUCCUCCGUGCUCGUCAGCGGUGCGUGAUGAAACGCUGUGGCCUCACUGGAAACCAGACCAGGGCCUCGUGAACGCUGUGACCAUGAGGGAUGGGGGGGGGGGGGCACUACCACUGGCCUCCACAUGGAGCGCCAAAAUCCACACCAUCCAACAAAAGCAAAGUUGCUCUUUGAAUAGGCUUUUCCUUCCUUCACAGAGACGCUUCGGUGUGCGUCUCUCCGCCUUUCUGCUGCUCUCUCGGCGUUCUACACAACCGAAGGCUGCUUCCUUUCGCCGUUAUUCGUCACACUUCUAAUCGGCUCACGGCGGCGCAUCGAAUGAGGCACAUUUCUCGUCUGGAAGGUCGAGGAUAGUUUGCGCGAGGCCGCGGGCGUUUGAAUCAAAGCCUCAUCGUGGCUGGCGGCGUGUGAGGAAGUGAUCUCCUCCAGACUAAGAAGCGCCGUGUAAAAGAUUCCUUCUCGAGGGUUUAUCUGUUCCCCGAGAGAAAACACCAGAAUAUAACUUGAGCAUCUUAAUUAGAGUCACAUCCUCAACUCGAUGAAUCAGACGGCAGGAUAUUUAUAUACAUAAAAUCCGAGAUCAGCUUUAAUCCGUACCUCCUCACCCCCUCACCUCCUCACCCGCCAGUGUUCUUAUGACUCACGAUGAACUGCUCACACAGACGAGUUAGCGACACUUGACUUCUACACGAGGUCGUCGGGCCGGACAGCAGCUAGAUAAUGAAAAUCCGUCGUUAUCAGGUUUGCGGUACAAUCUUCAGCGCUACACAAAGGUGCCGCCAUGCUUUGACCCCCCCCCUUUGAAACGUCAGCCGAGCACUUUGUUUCCGCUUUGGUCGUCGCGCGGAUUCAAAGCAGCCGCGACGUGUUGACGAGUGAGCUUCAGCUCUCGUGGCCCAAAGCGAAGCGCCGUGAAGUUUCUCCACGUUCUCUGCAGUUCCUGCUAUUCUCUGCUGAAGGGCCAACCUGCUCAGACAGAGAGAGGAGGUCCGAGGGGGGUCUGAUGGAGCACCUGAGCCCGGCAGGAAGCAGCUGGAGGGUCCUGAUUGCUGUGCUGUGGACACACACAAACACACGCGCACAAAACAGACUCACAAUCCCGGAAACACGUCAGGCAUCGGUGACUCAGCAGGGCGCGUCAAAGCGAUCCGCGAUGCGGUUAAUAAUCACACGCUCCCAUGUCAUAUAUGUGUGUGUGUGUAUAUAUAUGAGAAUGAACACACACGUGGCAGAUGCUGCGUCCAUUCUGCAGGAGGAGCUGGCUACAAAGCCAGGGGCUUUCCUGAGCACGUGUGCGCGUGCACGUGGUGUGCGUGCUCGUCCAGAGGUUGCUGGCUGUGUGAAGGCGAGACGGCCAUGGAAACGCAGUGCGGCGUGCCAGAGUAAGAAAGCCCCGCCCCCCCCCCCCGUCUGACCUCAUGAUGUUGACUUCAGCGACGAGCCUCGGUGCUUUGACAGUUAACAACUUCCAGGCCUGUUCUCAUCCUCAUGUCGUCGUUUCUAUUUCACUGGGAGCAACUGGCCCGAGCUGUGGCGUCUUACCGCGUUAUUAUUAAUAAAUACAAACAAUAACAAACCCACAGCAUUGAAGAGAGGCUUUAUGACACAAACUGGUUUAAAUACUGUUAACAGCGUGUAAAGAUCACCUCAAACUCGUUUUUCUCUCUUUAGAAAAGGAAGGAAGGAAGGAAGGGAAGGAUGGAAGGCAACAGGAAGCAGGAGGAUUUAUGGGAAAUGUUCUCUUCAUUAUAGAAACCUUUGAACUAUUUUCAGCAUUGACUCAUCUGCUGAUUGGUUAUAAAUGAUGUCAUCUAUACAAAGUCAAGUCAAAACCCCCUAAAGGUUUUUUUUUUGGUCACAUUUAUUAAUAAAAAGUGAUUAGAAAUGUUUUGAUUAAUAAUAAUAAUAGAGAAUAAUCUAAACAUCUAACAAGGAUCAUUUCAAACAAACGUCCUAAGAGGAGGAAUUCAUGAAGUGACAGAGAAAUUAAUAUUACUCGUGAGAUAUUUUAUAUUUAAACCCCCCCCAAAAAUAGUUCAUAUGAAAUGAAGCUCUCUGUUAAGUUAACACACGCUAACGCUGUAAAAAGCUGCUCGUGUUACCUUUUAGCUGGACAGACUUCCUCCCACAACUUAAGCCAGCUGCAACAACAUGGAGGCGGAAACUUGCGCCUGUCCCUUUAAGGGGGCGGGUUCUCCCUGCAGCUGCUCGCCACGGUAAAUUCUGCUCACAUCUAGUAGCAGACAGACAGCUUUAGCGAGGUUCACUCUAGUGACACCCCCCCCCACCACACACACACACACACACACACACACACACACAGUGGGGGAAUUGUCUGUUAGGGGCUUGGCAGAUGUCCCAUGCUGCACAGCUGCACCGUGUCAGUACACACACACACACACAUUUACCACACACUAGCUGUGGUGGCGUCACGCUGAGUGACGGCGUUGUCACCCGCCUCUCUCUGGCUUUUCAAUGAGGCGUCGUACCUCUUUCAUUGGCUCAUCAGGCCGGCCCAACAUGUGAUGUCACCCUGUGUUCCUACCUGGGAUUAGCACAGCGUUAGCUGCGAAGGUGCUUUAGCCUCUUGUUAUUAAGACCUGGAGCAACAACGCGCGGUGGCCGACCUUUGACCCAGAGGCCAGGCCAUGAGGUCCAGUCAGGGGGGUGUCGUGGUGCGUCAGACGCACAUGACCCCCCCCCCUCCACCCCCCCGACCAGGGUCACAUGACCUGCUUUGGGCCUGCUGCCGGCGUGCUAAACCGCAGCUGCUGUAUUCUGUUGUUUAUUUUAACACUUUGUAGGCAGUAAUUAUUUAGUCCUCGUCUAAUCAUUGAAUGAAAAGCAAAGUUGUUUACCGGCGGGGUCGCGCUGGGGUCUCUUUUAAGAAAAACAAAUCUGUCUGAGUAUCUAAUUAAAUGAAGGUCAGAUCAAAUAAAGUCCGACGAGGCGGACAGGAUAUUAUAAAUUCCAUCCGCACUCUCUCUGUAACGUGUCCCUAGUUUUAAUUGAGGGGACGGGGAGGGGUAAGGGGGGCUAACUCAGUUAGCCGCAGUCGAUUUCUCCCCCUCUUUGCAGAGAACACACGGUCUCGCCUUUCGUGGCAUUAUCGCGUACGACGUCUUAAAGUGGCUGCAAAGCGAAGCAGCAACCACAGAGGAAAUGUGGACGAGUGACAGCGAGGAGUAAUCACAGAUCCCUGACGGAGGGAGGAAUGCUGCCGUCUAGACCUCUCUCUCCCCCUCUCUCUCUCCCCCCUUCCCUUUCUACCUCUCCCAUCUUUCCUACUCUGCUCCGCGGUGCCCCCUGUCUGUUGUCAUGGCAACUGCUCUCAACAGAGCAGAGGAGGCGCGUGAUGAUGGUGACGACGAUCAUUAAUCUCGGUGAUUUUCUGCAGUCAGGCUCCACCGCGGUCACGUGUGCUCAGCUGAUCGGUGUGGUGAAAGGUCGUGGUGGUGGGCGUACCCGGCACCAGGGCUUCAUUUAUAGGCAGAGUGAACUGAAAUCAGACCCAAGUGAGGCCGGCGUUCAAUUCUUGCUUAACGCCGUUUAAAUAAACAUUAGAAUCCACCAAUUUACUUAAUGCACAUUUUCAAGCGGUAUUAUCAGCCUAAAGAGACUCGAUCUUCAGGCUGAGUUUAAGCUGCAGGGAUUUUUGCUCAAAUCUGUAAAAGAAGAGAAGACUCGUUCUCGGAUUGAAGGAAUUAUUAUUUAACCACAAUUCAUACAAGUGAAGUGCAAUAAAAACCGCAGACUCAAAUGUGACAUGUUCAAUGUGUCGUACUGGAGCUCAGCUGCUUGCCGCCAUUGUUAAGAACCGACCGACGGCCCCUGAAGGUGUCCCUGAAGGUGUCCCUGAAGGUGUCCCUGAAGGUGUCCCUGAGUGACCUCCCUGUAGUGGGAGGUGCACAGUAAUGCAGUAAUGUUGGGGGGGCUCGACUGGGAAGGUUUGGGGGGGGGGGCGACUCGGCCUGCGAGCCACCUCGAGUCAGUCUCUCUCUCUCUCUGCCUCUCUGAUCGAUCCGGAUGUGAUCGAUCUCCCCCCUCCUCCCACGCACACGCACACCCUGUGUGCACACCUGCAGCAGCAACAGCGUCGUCUGUGCAGCGCGCGUCACCCCUGACGGGAGUGACAGACUUCAACAAUGGCCUGGAGGCCAGUUCGGACUCGGAUGACGAGGACAAGCUACACAUCGUGGAGGAGGACAGCCUGCAGGAGCCCGAGGCCGCCGCCGCCGCCGCCGCCGCCGGGGCCAAAGCGAAGACAACAACGACGACGACGACGUCGACAGUAUUACCGCAGUGUAACGGCUCAGUGAACGGAGUGAAGGAGGAGUACGUGUCCGAAGCGGAAGAGGAGCCGGAGGAGGGCACUCUGGCGUACGAGAUCCUCCAGCACCGAGGCACGGCCGUCAUCUACCCUCUCGCCCCGCAGGACGAGCAGAGUCCAGCGGAGACGGGGGGCGCCGACGAAAACGGCACCCCGGACUCCUUCCCCCAGUUGCACACUUGCCCCUACUGCUCCCGGGGCUACAAGCGCAACGCCUCGCUGAAGGAGCACAUCAAGUACCGCCACGAGACCAGCGACGACAACUACAGCUGCGCGCACUGCAGCUACACCUUCACCUACCGCUCGCAGCUGGAGAGGCACAUGAGCCACCACAGGGGCACCAGGGACCAGCGGCACGUGUCCCAGUCGACAGGUGGAUCGGGAGGAACGGGCGGGAUCCGCAAGUUCAAGUGCACCGAGUGUUGCAAGGCCUUCAAGUACAAGCACCACCUGAAGGAGCACCUGCGCAUUCACAGCGGUGAGAAACCGUACGAAUGCUCCCACUGCAAGAAGCGCUUCUCCCACUCGGGCUCCUACAGCUCCCACAUCAGCAGCACCAAGUGUUUGGGCGCCGCCGCCCCCGACGACGUCCCUCGAACGGCCAUCAAACCCCCGCCGCCCACCGCCCAGGCAGCACCGGCUACAACCGCGGCGCCCCGCGUGCUUCUUAAAGAGAAGGCCGAAAGCAAGCCCCUCCAGGAGCAGCUCCCCGUCACCCAGAUCAAGUCCGAACCGGUGGAAUACGAGUGCAAGCCCGCGAUCGCCGCGUCGGCGACUCCCGCCGGCGGGGCCAACGGGGGCGGGGCGGCACAGCCGGCCGCGGCUCCGGCCACGACCCCCGCGCAGGGUGUGGCCAUGGUGGUCCCGACGGUCGGCCUCAUGUCGCCCAUCAGCAUCAACCUGAGCGACCUGCAGAACGUGCUGAAGGUGGCGAUGGACGGGAACGUGCUGCGGCAGGUGCUGGGCUCGGCCAACGGCGUGGUGACGCAGGGGAAGCAGGGGAUCGUGGUGCAGCAGCCGCAGCAGCAGAUCAUCAGCCUGCCGGCCUUUGUGGACCACGACGGCACCACGAAGAUCAUCAUCAACUACAGCAUCGGCCCCGCGGCCGCCACCGCCGCCACCACCCUGACCGCCGCGCUCGUCGCCAAGACCAACCCCGCCCCCGUGCCCGCCGCCCCCACGCCCACCAAGACGGUCAAGCCCUCCGCCCCGGAGGCGGCCGACCUCUCGGCCGUGAAGGCGGAGCCAGAGUCGGUGGCCAUCGGCGACGCGGAGACGGGAAGGACCCAAAAGGCCCGGCUGCCUAAAGCCAACAGCUCCAGUACCUGCGUGCUGUGCGACGACUGUCCCGACAACCUGGAGGCGCUGCACCUCCUGCAGCACCGCAAGGCCGCCAACGGGGAGGCCGUCGACUCGGCCGCUCUGGACCCGUCCUUCGCCGCGCUGCUCAGCGAGGCGGGGGUGACACUGGAGGAGCCGCCCGUGGACGACCUGCUCACGCUCCUCAAGUCCUACUUCGCCUCCAACGCCAACCCCGGCGAGGCGGAGCUGGCAAAGAUCUCGGAGUCGGCCAGCAUCCACGUGGACGUGGUCAGGAAGUGGUUCGCGAAGAUGAACUCCGGGAGCAAGGCGGGGAAACGCCGCGAAAAAGACACGGCGGUUUCAGAGACGGCGGAGGCCACGAAAUGCAGCUCGCAGGACGCCGCGGAUCGGAACGGGCCGGCAGAGGAAAACGGCUCCCACAACGACAAAGCCUCCUCGGAUUCGGGCGGCGGUUCCACGGCGGACUCCUCGCCACGGAGCCUCAGCGCCGGGGACCUCGUCAUCAUCAAGAGCGAACCGGAAGACCCCGAGUCUGCGGACUCUCAGGCCGAGCCCCUCGACCUCUCCCUCCCGAAGCACACCGCGGCGGCGGAGACGGCCGCGCCGCCCCCCAAGCAGCAGGAGCAGCCGCUCAACCUGACCUGCCUGAGGAAGGAGCAGCUGGGGGGUCGAACCAUCUACGUCACCACGCCCCAGACCGGGAGGUCCGUCAGAAUCAUCACCGCCGCGCAGCUGCCCACGUUAGUGGCCAUCGCCGGUCAGGGCACCUUGAGCUGUCUCAACACCACGGCGAAACGCACCAUCCUCAUCCCCCAGCUCACCUACAGCUACGCCAGCACGGCCGGCGGCGCCACCGGAGCAAAGACCGUCGUGCUGAACGGCCACAAGUUGCAGCAGGAGAAGAAGUCGGACAGCAGCUCUAACGGCGGCUCACCGACGGAGGACCAGAACGACUCGGACUCGGCGUCGCUGACGAAGAAGCGGCGGCUAGAAAACGGCGUCUACCCGUGUGACCUUUGCUUCAAAGUCUUCCAGAAGGGCAGCUCUCUGCUGCGGCACAAAUACGAACACACAGGAAAACGGCCCCACGAGUGCAACGUCUGCAUGAAGGCCUUCAAACACAAACACCACCUGAUCGAGCACUCCAGGCUGCACUCCGGGGAGAAACCCUACCAGUGCGACAAGUGCGGGAAGCGCUUCUCCCACUCGGGCUCCUACUCCCAGCACAUGAACCACCGCUACUCGUACUGCAAGAAGGACGGACCGAGCUCCGGCUCCGGCUCGGCGCCCCGCGAGGCCCAGUCCGAGCUCGGCAGCCCCGGUGCCGGACUACAGUCGGACAGUCGGACCACGACGCCGCCCUCCCAACUGGACUCUGACGAGAGGGAGAGCGAGGAAGAGGAGCAGGACGAGGACGACGAGGCCAUGUGCAUGGACGACAUCCGGGUGGUGCAGGUGGACGACGGCGACUGCGAGAUCUACGAGGGCAACUUCGAGGAUGAGGAGGAGGAGGAGGAGGAGGAGGGGGAGGAGGGGGAGGAGAUCGCGGAGGAAGACGCAACAGGGGAAGAUCACGCAGAGGUGGAGGAAGUUGUGGAGGAAGACGAGACUGGUGAGGACGAGGCAGAGGAAUUUGCGGAGGAAGAUGCGGCAGGAGAGGAAGAGGAGAAUGUGGAGGAAGGCGCGACACGAGAGGAAGAGGGGGAGGAUGUCGUGGAGGAAGACGCGGCAGGAGAGGAAGAGGAGAUCAUGGAGGAAGACGCGCCCGGAGAGGAAGAGGAGAUCAUGGAGGAAGACGCGGCCGGAGAGGAAGAGGAGAUCAUGGAGGAAGACGCGGCAGGAGGGAAAGAGGAGAUGAUGGAGGAAGACGCGGCAGGAGGGGAAGAGGCGAAUGAGGUCAUGGAGGAAGACGCCAAAGGUGAAGAGGAGGCCGAGGCAGAGGAGGUGGUGUCCGAGGGGGUCGCGUGUGACGUCCCGCGGGUGGAGGUCGGGGACGAUCGCAAGCAAGAGAUGGAAGCGACAACUGGAGAGAAGAAGGAAGCGGCGGGCGCGGAGGAAACGCCAGACUGUGAAGCAAACACGGACAAAAGCGGCGCGGAGGAGUCAGCGGGCGCCGAAGCCACAGAGGAAGUGGCGACAGGCGGCGAAUGAAGGAUUGGGAAAUCUCCCGGUUGAUGAACCGGAGUGAAUAAAGACAAAGCCGCAGACGGGUCGAGGAGUCCCGGUGGUUGCCUGAUCUUUACGGUCCACUACUGUGUACAAACACCCAGGUGUGCCUGAACUCGACAAAGAGAAAAACAGAAUUUUUUCCUUUUUUUUUCUUGUGGAGAUAAAAUAUCAGUGUUAAAAAUUGUUUAUAGAAGUACAGAUUUUAAAGCAGGACCCCCCCCCCAGUCGACCUGCUGAGCCGUCAGCGGCUCCUUUUCCUCUUUUCAGUUUUGUCAGUGUUACUAAUCUUGUUUUAUUGUUUGAAAAACGUUUUAAUGUGUAAAGAUGAGAAGAAUUUCUAUACCUUUUUAUCGCCAAUGAAGUUUCCUAUAUCAGUAUUUUAUUGAGUUCUACGAACAACAACCUCUGCACUACAGUAUUCCUGGUUUACCGGCGGAUACGCGCCUCACGCAUCCUACGCCGCUCAGUGUUACGCGCUCGCUAGCUAGCUAGCGACAAGUCCGCGCCAGUGUUGGUCUUUGCUAGCUAGCAUUGCUUUGGUUUUUCAGUUUGACUUUUAGCCUUAAAGAAAUCGAAGUAUUCUUGGGGGGGCUUUGGAGGGAGCGGGGGGGGAGGCGGGGUUGUGGGCGGGGUUGUGGGCGGGGCGUGAAGCUGCCUCCUGUGCAACCAAACAUGUCCUUUCAGGGAUGAUCUCGCCGGAGCUUCUUCUUCUUCUUCUUUUGGUUCCCAGCCGGUGUUUCGGUGUCAGCUUGUGCCCCCCCUCACCCUCCCCGCCCCCCAAUCCUCUCCCCCCCCUCACCAAUGCCUCCAGCCUUAUGCAAGACCUGUGUGCUGUUAAAAGUGCCAUUGAACAGUGUUAUGGUUUCCUCUCCACACACGUAGCCCCGUUACGUCCCUCUGGUGCCCACGUUGACUUCUUGCCACGAUUGCGAGAAGAAGCUUCCUGCUGUGAGAAGGCCGCCAGCUCAUCAGCAGAGCAACCAACCAUCAACCGACUGAUGGGUGAGAUGUGUUGAGAGAUGAAUAUGUAUUUUGAUGCGGAGGAGUUGUUGCCAGUUACUGCGGAAGUUCAGUUGAAAGCGGCGCGAUUGCGCGAAGCGAAAUGAAAUGUACACGUACAACGCGACACGAUCAGCUUCCUGCGGACGUUCAAACACUUCUUCUUUUUUUUUUUUUACUGCAAGUUAAUGUGUUUUUAAGUCAUGAGUUGUAAAAAUGUUUACACCAGAGCUUAAAGAAAAAAAGAAAAUGUUCUGUUAAAGCAGACGGGAGUAUUCAAAGCUAAAAACACGCAGGGAAUGUGAUCCGGCUCUCUGGAAGAAAUCUGAAGAAUGCGACGUAAAGAUUUGAAAUUUUGCCAAACUUGUGCACUUGUUCUCAGAGGAGAAAACAAAAAGAGGAUUAGUGGCUUCAGGUAACAAACGUUAGUGAACGUGCUCUCUUUUACCAAACAGUGUUUAUGAUAUUAGUUUGUGGCAUCGUGUUUUUUUGUUUGUUUCUUUCCAACAUGGCAGUAUUAGAACCCUUUCACAGAUAAACAAAAUGUACCUGUUUAGUUUAGAAGACUUUUUUAUAUUUAUGUGUCUUAUUUUUAUAUUUUCUUUUAUGGUUAUUUAUUACACAUUGUAGUGUACAUUACUGUAGUUUGAAUUGAUACGAUAAUAUAUUUUAGUAUGAAAAAUAAUCUCAAGGCAAACAAAAAGAAAAAAAAAAAAACCCAAAAUGUGGUUCUGGGAGUUUGUUUUAACAAAAAAAAAAAGUGUUCUGUAAACAUGACUUCUGUUUUAAGCUUAAAAGAAAUCUGAAAAACGACAGGAAUGAAGCGAGGAAUAGAAACUGUUACGUUAUGUUAUGGAGCUACAGAAUCCACAAACUCCAUUUUGCAAAAGCUCACGUCGUCGUUUUAAUGAAGGAUCUGGAUACGAAGCCUCCCUUUUUAUUCCCGAGCCAAACCGAGGUCGUCCCGCCGCCCGUUUUCUGUUCCGUGCCAACUUGUUCCAUCGUACCGCCGAAGGCCGCAUAGCGUUUGUUCUGUCCUCCUCUGUAAAUCCACUGUCUUUUUCUAUUGUUUGUGUUCCAUUUUUAUGACUCCAUCACAAUAAAAUAUAAGACAGCA